This is a messenger RNA of Schistosoma curassoni, 2882 nucleotides long. NCBI's taxonomy places the organism in Eukaryota, Metazoa, Platyhelminthes, Trematoda, Strigeidida, Schistosomatidae. The record is from the annotation of a GenBank genome assembly.
CUGUCAGUCAAACCCGGUUAUUCGUUUGUCGAGGUUGGAACAUGACGCAGAACACGACGGCUGUUAUUGCUGUUGUUGCUUCAGUAUCGGCAGUUGUUGCUAUUUCAGGUGUCGUAUUGGGACUGAUAUUCAGGCCUAAGAAGCCGAAAAGAACUCUUGUGGAUAGUGAUACGAAAAUUCCUUUACGAAUAGUGGAUAGAAGUGUAGGGUAUCUUUUUCUAAGCCCCAUAAAUUAGUUCAUCACUCAUGAUACAAUCCGCCUAAAACUAGGUCUCCCCACAGCUGACCAUGUUCUUGGAUUACCUGCUGGUAAUCAUGUAUACUUCAGUGCGAAAAUUGAUGGGAACAUGGUGGUUCGACCUUACACUCCGAUCACAUUAGACACCCAAAAAGGAUAUGUUGACUUUGUCAUAAAAGUGUAUAAAGGAAACGUUAAUCCUAAAUUUCCCAAAGGUGGAGUUAUGUCACAAUAUUUGGCUAGUCUCCCUAUCGAUGGAUUUAUUGAUGUUCGUGGUCCAUCUGGAAAAUUGGAAUACAAAGGGUGUGGUUUAUUCCAUAUAAAGCCGGAUCUACGUAGUUCACCUAAUCCUGUAAAAGUGAAACAUGUCAAUAUGAUUUGUGGCGGGUCUGGUAUAACACCAAUGUUCCAGCUAUUAUCUUACAUACUUCAGUCUAAAGAUGAUACAACACAAAUAGCCAUGGUCUUUGCCAAUGUGAGUGAAAAAGAUAUUAUACUACGUGAUGAACUAGAAAAUUUCAAAGAUAAAUAUCCAAAUCAUUUUCGUCUUUGGUAUACAUUGAAUGAAGCACCGGAACGUUGGGCAUACAGUACUGGUUAUGUGAAUGAACAAAUGUUACAAGAGCAUAUUUAUCCAGUGAAAGAUAAUGAUACAAUCACAUUAAUUUGUGGUCCACCAUCAUUUAUUGAAUUUGCUUGCCUUCCAUCACUUACUAAAUUAGAUUAUCCAAAAAAUAUGAUUCAUGUCUUUUAAGUAUUGGUUUGUUUAUUGUUAAUCUAUUUGAUUGAUUUUAAUUGGUUUUGUUGGUUCUAAUUUAUCUGUAACUUUUCAUUAGUUGUCAUGAUAACAUUAACUUAUUAUAUUGGGUUUUAUUUUGCAUGGGCAAGAUACUACUAUUAUCAUUUAUUUUCUUUAUCUAAUAAUAUCGAUUGUCAAAUGUUUUAAAUAAAUAUUUUAUGUCAGAAGGGGUUUGUGGAGAUUUUUUUAGAAAUUUUCACAGAUUGAAAUCAUGAGUUAGUUGAAGCUAGACCACCAUUGAAAACCCUUCUGAUAAUAAUCAUCUGCUCACUAGUGACUGACUUCAAGAGAUACUCCUGGAGUUCUAGUGGGAAGCCGUUACCAGUGGAGUAAAACCAGGUCUGUUGUGAGAUAUCAGCUCACUGAAGACAAUGGUAUAUGGUGGCGCAACUUCGUGGAUUGGUUGAAGUUAGACAUUAACACCAUUGGAUGCCGGCUCAGUGGUCUAAUGGUUAAGUGCUCGCGCGCGAAGCCAGUAGGUACUGGGUUCGAGCCCCGCGUGGUGCGGGUUCGUGGAUGCGCACUGCUGAGGAGUCCCGUACUAGGACGAAACGGCCGUCCAGUGCUUCCAGGUUUUCAAUGGUGGUCUAGCUUCAACUGACUCAUGAUUUCAAUCUGUGAAAAUACUUUAUGCUUAAGUUUUCUAAGUUUUUCCAAUUACUAUACAUAUCGAUGUAAUUAGAUGCAUAUUCCAUGAGAGGUCUGCUUCCAAUUGAUUCACAUCAAUACGGUUAAUUAUCUCCAAUGAGAUUGUCUAUUAAUAGUCAGAUGAUCGUUGAGGAUUCCAAGUUAAUAGAUUACUGAAAUAAAUGAUUGAGGCGAUUAUUUCGAUUACUUACUAUUGGCAGUAACAUCUGAACUGGAUCGAUUUCAGAAGGUAGAACUAUAGAACGACUAGUUGAUUCAAUUAGCUAAUACAUUAGUGUGUGGUUUUUAACGGAUAUUAUAUCUCUACUAUAUAGUAUUUGAACUGCCUGUAUAGGAAAUAUAUUCGACUGGACAUAAAAUUGUUUCACUUUAUGAGAUUACUGACAAUCAAUUAUUUUGACAGGAUUAUAUUUCCGUAUACUUCAUUUAUCCUAAAAAUUAAAUAUUUAAAGACGUCCUGAACGCUAGGUAAAGCUCUCUGAAUGAGCGUCAAGAUGCUUUGUCAGCUAGCGUCUUCAAGUAGACUGUUUCACUCUUUGUGAAAAUGACUUCCUGCCCACAUGGAGAAGCGAAAGUUCUAAAGUUAUUCGACCUAUACGAGCUAGGUCCUUUAUUUCUGGAAGAUGGUGACGGACCUCUGAUUAAGGAACUGAACGAGUCUGAUAGACUGGAUCGUUCCAUCACCCUUCGACAAGUUGUUUGUUGUUACUUACUUUUCGUUAUGCCUGUUACCCCUUGUUGAUCAUAGGCCAUCGAUCAAGAUUCUCUAACCAACUCUGUUUUGGGCAGUUCUUUCCAGUUACUAUUCAUUCUUUCCAUGUCUACUUCCGAUUCUCGACGCAGUGUGUUCUUUGGUCUUCUUUUCCGUUUUACUUCAGGAUUCCAAGUUAGCGCUUACCUCGUGAUGCAGUUUGGUGAUUUCCGCAAUACAUGUCUUAUCCAUUUCCAGUGAGUUUUACUAAUUUUCUCUUCAGGUGGGAGCUGGUUUGUUCUCUCCUACAGCAGGCUGUUGCUGAUUGUUUCCGGCCAACGGAAUUGAGUGUCUUGCUCAGACAACUGUUUAUAAAUAAUUGUACCUUUUUGGUAAUGGUUGUAGUAGUUUUCCAAGUUUCAGCUCCGUACAAUAGAACUGUUUUGACGUUCGUAUUGAAGAUUUCGACUUUGAUGUUGACUGACAGUUGUUUUGAGUUCCAUAUG